Molecule: messenger RNA, 315 nt
Organism: Paramuricea clavata
Lineage: Eukaryota; Metazoa; Cnidaria; Anthozoa; Malacalcyonacea; Plexauridae
Source: the annotation of a GenBank genome assembly
AUGGCCGCUUUACAAGCUGAAAAUGAGAAGCUUAAGAAUGAUAAUGAAUCCCUAGUCGAGAGGCUUAGCAAUGCACUAUUCAUCAAUUCGGAUCUUAAUACACGCGUCAAAGAUCUUGAGAAGGAAAAAUCGUGUCUGGUGACGGCAAUUAAGCUUGUUCAGUUGAGCGAUAAGAUUUCAGCUUUCAAAGAUUGCAAAAACAACGAGGCGUCAAAUGCUGACGAUACUGAGAUGAAUCAAACAAAUCAAAAUACUGUUGGUCAGCAUUCAAAACCUGAAUCCAUAAUAUUGUCGGGUGACGAAAGCUCCCAGCAU